GUUUCAGCUCUGUGGGUAUGCUCAUCGGUGCUGGCUUCGGCUUCAAGUACAUGCACGAACUCUACAACAGUCACGAGUGGUGUUCCGGCAAUCUGUCCAUCAUAACCGCCAACGGAGUCAUUUGCCUGUUGCUCGUGCUGCUGAGCACCAGUCAUUGUGUCUACCAGCACACUGGCGGCGUUCCAAGGAAAUUAGUCCAGGAAUCUCCGUCAGUCGUGCUUUUACAGACGGCUGCUCUUUCUGUCUACGUGUGCUAUAUGACGUGGUCUGCCAUUGCGGGUGAAUACAUCUAUAAAGCAAUGGAUGGCUUUACUGUUAACAAAACCAGAAAUGGAGAUCAUGAGGAAGUUCCUCAAGACAAAAUUGUAGCAGAAUAUUGUGGCCCAACGCUUUCUACGUAUACAGGUGUAUCCGAUAACGACGUCAUUUGCUACCUCGGCAUCUUUGUGGCCUUUGCAACACUUAUGAAAGAAACGUAA
Messenger RNA from Uloborus diversus, 479 nucleotides. RefSeq lists its product as uncharacterized. Bases 18 to 479 code for a protein of 153 amino acids. Gene Ontology annotation, cellular component: membrane. Lineage: Eukaryota; Metazoa; Arthropoda; Arachnida; Araneae; Uloboridae. The transcript has 3 exons. The record is from RefSeq and is a predicted model, not a curated record.